GACAACGGCACAUUUGGCUACUACCCGACGCGCAGCUAUAUCACAGCAGAAGGCGUGAACUCACCACAAACCAACUUCCUGCAAUGGCAUCCGAGGUGCAAUGAUGGAUCGUUAUACUUCAUCACUCCACGAGGAUGGGGAAUUCCAAACCCUGGACCUAUGCUGCUGGACGAGAGAGGAAACCUUGUCUGGGCAAAGCACUUCGAUAACAAGUUCGGUGGUCAGGCAUAUGAUUUCAUGGUGCAGCGAUACCAGGGAGAAGAUUAUCUGACCUUUUGGCUUGGUGAUGAUCGCGUCCGCGGACAUGGCUCGGGAUUCUAUUACAUGCUCAAUGCUUCAUACGACAUUGUGCAUCGCGUAGGAGCCGCAGGCGGCCUUUCUGCAGAUCUCCACGAGUUUCUAAUCACCAACCAAGGCACCGCCCUGAUGACCAUGUACGAAAUCACCGAACAUGACGUGACAACAUUUCCAGGUUACGAGCCUGAUCCCGAGCGGCCUGACGAUCCGACGUACAUCUGGGAUUGCCUUUUCCAAGAGAUCAGCAUCGAUACUGGCGACCUGGUAUACCAAUGGCGAGCAUCAGAACAUAUCGAUAUUACAGCAACUUAUCGAGGCAUAGGGCCUGGCGGCUCACGAAAUGACCCGUUUGACUGGUUUCACCUAAACAGCAUUGAGAAAGAUGAUCUCGGUAACUACCUGAUCUCUGCCAGAUAUCCUCACAGCAUUGCCUAUAUCGAUGGCAAGACCAGCGAGACCAUUUGGACUCUGGGAGGGAAGCUUAACGAUUUUAUGGAUUUGAGCGGUGGCAACGCAACCAACUUCGCAUGGCAGCAUGAUGCGAGAUUUCUGCCUGUCGACACAUUCCCGAAUAUGUAUACGCCGCCACGAGAACGCGACGGAUACGUUACGAAGUUGAUCACACUCUUUGAUAAUGCCGCCGAAGAUCAGCACUACGAAUAUGGCAUGCCCUUAUCUCGAGGAUUACUGCUGGAGGUCACGUUCCCGACCGAAUCGACUAGGACCACGCGGCAAUCAGGAUCGUACGAGAACCCACAGAACGUACGGUCGUCAUCCCAAGGCUCAAUGCAGAUAUUGCCUCAAGGCCCAGGACAGGAUCCCAAGGUCUUCGUUGGUUUUGGGCUCAAUGCGGUCUGGACAGAAUUCGAUGCCGAUGGUACCGUUCUGUGCGACGUGCACUACGGAGCGACUACUUCUUGGGAGCGAGGCGACAUUCAAAGUUACCGAUCCUACAAAUUUCCGUGGGUUGGCAUGCCUGAAGUGCCUCCUGCAGUCGAUAUCAGCGACGAUGACGCAGAGAUUUACGUUUCAUGGAACGGCGCCACCGAGGUCGCCAAAUGGGUCUUGCAAUGCUCAGAAAGAAAUACAGAAGAUGAGAAACCAUGGGAAGAUCUCGUCGUGGCGCGCAAAGAAGACUUCGAAGCCUCUAUAUUACUGCCGGACGCUGUUGGAGAUUCACGAUACCUGCGGGUAAUCGCCUUGGACGAAAAAGGACGACGUCUGCCAUACGGUACCAGCCGUGUCAUCGAUCGGGGUGUG
This is a messenger RNA of Pseudocercospora fijiensis CIRAD86, 1557 nucleotides long. RefSeq lists its product as uncharacterized. The record is from RefSeq and is a predicted model, not a curated record. The annotation marks the transcript as partial. The transcript is spliced from 3 exons. Lineage: Eukaryota; Fungi; Ascomycota; Dothideomycetes; Mycosphaerellales; Mycosphaerellaceae.